AUGGCGCCUCAAAGCAUCACCCAGAAGUUCCGCCUCGAUGGCAAAUCCUACCUCGUCACUGGCGGAGCAAUGGGGAUUGGCUUCCACAUCACCAAAGAUAUCGCAGAAUCCGGAGGCAACGUAGCAGUGCUAGAUCUUCGGGACGAGCCUCGGGAAGAUGUAUAUGGCUUGGCGAAGAAGUUCAACGUGAAAGUCGGCUAUCACCAGUGCGAUGUCAGCAAGCAGGAGAGCUUGAAGGCGGCAUUCGAUAAAGCCGUAGAGUCGUUAGGUCGGGUGGAUGGGAUUGUGACUGCGGCUGGGCUUGCGAUUGACAAGCCUUUCGUCGAUCAGAAGUGGGAGGAAGUCGAGAAGGUCAUUCAAGUUAACGCGAUGGGCUCCUUCUACGCUGCCCAGCUAACAGUGCAACAAAUUCAGAAGCAAGGCACACUUGGAAGCGUCGUCUUCAUCGCCUCUAUCACAGCUCACUGUAAUCUUCCCGGCUACCGGAUGGCUGGCUACAAUGUUUCGAAGGGUGGAGUGAAAAUGCUUUCGAAAGUGUUGUCCAGUGAGCUCGGGCCAAAAGGCAUUCGCGUCAACUCGAUCUCACCGGCAUUCAUCGAUACGAACCAGACCAGAGGCGCCAAGGAGCACACCACGAAAGCCGCCGCCGAGCUGAUGGACAGUGCACCACCUUUGCUCCGGAUAGGACAGCCUGAUGAAGUAUCGCCAGCAGCGGUGUUCUUACUUUCCGACGCAGCCGCGUAUGUGACUGGUGCAGAUAUACUGGUCAGUGGCGGCAUUCAUACUGGCCGCGGUGGCGAUUACGACAUGGUGUAG
This is a messenger RNA of Fulvia fulva, 816 nucleotides long. RefSeq names its product Sorbose reductase sou1. The transcript has 2 exons. The record is from RefSeq and is a predicted model, not a curated record. Gene Ontology annotation, molecular function: oxidoreductase activity, acting on NAD(P)H, oxygen as acceptor. Bases 1 to 816 code for a protein of 271 amino acids. Gene Ontology annotation, cellular component: intracellular anatomical structure. Lineage: Eukaryota; Fungi; Ascomycota; Dothideomycetes; Mycosphaerellales; Mycosphaerellaceae.